CUCAGCGCGGUGCUGCGUCCUCGGUUUGCGUUGGCGUCCUCGGCUGUGUUUCCCGCUUCUUCUCUGGUCUUCGCAGUGGACCGGAGCGCGUCCCCGUGAGUCAUGGUGACGAAGGCCGUAUGCGUGCUGAAGGGCGACGGCCCGGUGCAGGGUACUAUCCACUUCGAACAAAAGGAAGAUGGGACGGUCGUGGUAUCGGGAUCCAUUACAGGAUUGACUGAAGGCGAUCAUGGAUUCCAUGUCCAUCAAUUUGGAGAUAAUACACAAGGCUGUACCAGUGCAGGUCCUCACUUUAACCCUCUAUCCAAAAAACACGGUGGGCCAGAGGAUGAAGAGAGGCAUGUUGGAGACCUGGGCAAUGUGAAGGCUGACCAGAAUGGUGUGGCCGAAGUGCGUAUUGAAGAUUCCGUAAUCUCACUCUGUGGAGACCAUUCCAUCAUUGGCCGCACAAUGGUGGUCCAUGAAAAACCAGAUGACUUGGGCAGAGGUGGAAAUGAAGAAAGUACAAAGACAGGGAACGCUGGAAGUCGUUUGGCCUGUGGUGUAAUUGGGAUCGCCCAAUAAACAUUCCCUAGGAGGUGGUCUUGAGUCCUAGUAACGCAUAUGUUAUCUUGCUAGUUGUAGAAAUUUAACUAGAGAAACAUUAAACACCGUAACCUUAAAAGUGUAUUUUGUGUGACUUUUAAUUGCUUUAAGUACCUGUAAUAAGAACUGAUUCAUGAUCACUUGAAGAUUUGUAUAAUUUUAUAAGACUCAUACUCAAAAAGUGUCUUGUUUCAGUGGUCUCUGUAUUUUGCCAAACUUAGUCACAUAUGGAUAUUAUUUGUCUGAAUUUCUUCAGUUCUCAAGCCUGCAAUAAACAUUCUCUGUGGCA
Messenger RNA from Orcinus orca (killer whale), 874 nucleotides. It is a transcript of the gene SOD1, whose product is annotated as superoxide dismutase 1. Gene Ontology annotation, cellular component: cytosol; nucleus; peroxisome. Lineage: Eukaryota; Metazoa; Chordata; Mammalia; Artiodactyla; Delphinidae. The coding region runs from base 103 to 564 and encodes 153 amino acids. Gene Ontology annotation, biological process: removal of superoxide radicals. Gene Ontology annotation, molecular function: copper ion binding; superoxide dismutase activity. The transcript has 5 exons. The record is from RefSeq and is a predicted model, not a curated record.